AUGACGCAAUGCAGCCAAAUCCGCAAGGAAGCUACAGAGCCGACCCCCCUUCUUCAACCGAGGAAAACUAAAUCCACAGCCCCAAAACUACUGUCGCAAAAGAAACCUAUCCUCAUAGGAACAUGGAACGUCAGAACGCUAUGGGAAGCAGGGAAGUGUGCACAGGCAGUGAAAGAAAUGCAACAGUAUCAUCUUACAGUGCUUGGCCUGUGCGAAACAAGAUGGAACACCUUUGGAGAGACAAAAUUCCAGACGGGAGAAACACUGUUAUACUCGGGAAAAGAAAAUGAGGACGACCCACGAGAGGCAGGCGUAGCCUUGCUAUUGACAAAGGAGGCAACAAAAAGCCUGAUGGAAUGGGAACCUGUAUCUGAUCGAAUAAUUAAAGCUAGAUUUGAAUCCAGGUUUCAAAAGACCUCCAUUAUCAUGUGCUACGCUCUUACGAACAACGCAGACGAGGAAGAAAAAGACCGUUUCUACGAAGAGCUUCAGUCGGUGGUCGAUAAGGUACCCAAGCGCGACAUGCUGAUCCUCAUGGGUGAUUUAAAUGCCAAAGUAGGCAAAGACAACAGAGGCAGGGAAAUGGAGAUGGGAACCAAUGGCCUAGGGGAAAUGAAUGAAAAUGGUGAACUCUUCGCAGACUUUUGUGCCUCAAAUGAGCUUACUAUCGGCGGUACACUUUUCACCCACCGAAGGUGUCAUAAAGCCACCUGGAUAUCACCAGAUCAUCAUACCGAAAACCAGAUUGAUCAUGUCGCGGUAAGGCGUCGUUGGAGGGCCUCACUGCAGGAUGUGAGAGCAAAGCGAGGAGCUGACAUAGGAUCCGACCACCACCUGGUUGUUGCUAAACUGAAGAUGAAGCUAAAGGCAAAGAAGAGGCAACAUGAAAUUGAUCCACGAAGAAGAUUUGAUGUAAGUAAACUUAAGACGCAAGACAACAGGACAAAUUUUCAGGUCACCCUAAAGAAUCGGUUUGAAGCUCUACAGACAGAAGAGAAAGAUCUUGAUUCAGUUGAACACACCUGGGAAGUAUUUAAGCAAGCCACUAUUGAAGCCUGCGAAGAGGCUCUAGGAGGCAGAGCGCCAAACAGGAAGCCCUGGAUCACAGAUGAUACAUGGCAGAAGGUGGAAGAAAGAAAAAGCCUAAAGAGCGAACUAAAUCAAGCAAAAACACGGCAGCAAAAACAAGCAGCAGCCGCUCGAUAUAACGAAAAGGCUAAAGAGGUUAAAAGGAAACUAAGAAAUGACAAGAGAUUGUUUAUAAAUGAAAUGGCAGAGCAGGCCGAAACAGCUGCCAGUAAGGGAGAUCUCAAGACGCUCUAUGCAACAACCAGAGCUCUGAGUGGGAGGAAAACCAAUACCAACGUCGGCUGGAACUACCAGAUUUUGGAAGUUUUUGAAGUCAGACCAACAGUUUUCUUAUGUUCAAAUGUUGUUUUAUCGAAAGACAUAUAG
Physella acuta is the source of this 1455-nucleotide messenger RNA. RefSeq names its product craniofacial development protein 2-like. Gene Ontology annotation, molecular function: catalytic activity. The record is from RefSeq and is a predicted model, not a curated record. NCBI's taxonomy places the organism in Eukaryota, Metazoa, Mollusca, Gastropoda, Physidae.